Molecule: messenger RNA, 1284 nt
Organism: Cucurbitaria berberidis CBS 394.84
Lineage: Eukaryota; Fungi; Ascomycota; Dothideomycetes; Pleosporales; Cucurbitariaceae
Exons: 1
Coding region: 113-1168 (351 amino acids)
Biological process (GO): canonical NF-kappaB signal transduction
Source: RefSeq, a predicted model, not a curated record
CUUCACUCUCCAUGAUUGCGGGAAGCGUACUCGAAAAUCAUCUUUCUUAAAAACACUCUGGAUAUCGACUUCCUCAUGCACAGCUGGAGAUCACUGCACCGGAUUCCUCAUCAUGGAGGAGCAGGCUGGCGAUGCAACAGCCGACGGCGUCUACACCAAGGCCAAAGCAUCGAAAUUUCACUUUAAAUCAGGCUCCAAACGUCGCUCCAAACGCCAUAACAGCGAGGAUAUUGCCGAGGAUGGGGAAAAGCCACCAUCAAAGCGCCAUCGAUCAGACGGGGAUGAGAAGGUUCGGAGCAGCCGUCGAGACUCAAAACGGAAGUACAAGCAGAAGCCCCGAAGCCCUCGCGACGACCGGCACCCUACGUCAACGCGGGAUGGCGCUUACUAUGACCCGGAAUAUCGCCAUCGCGAGUCAUUGUACGACGACGUCAAUGACGAGGGCGUAGCUUGCCCCGCAGGUCCUUCUGACGACGCCUUUCGCGAGUCUCUCUUCGAUGCACUUGCAGAUGACGAAGGCGCCGCCUACUGGGAAGGCGUCUAUGGACAGCCUGUGCACGUAUAUUCCGACACCAAGCCAGGGCCAGACGGGAAACUAGAGCGCAUGAAUGAAGAAGAGUAUGCCGACUAUGUGCGAACCAAGAUGUGGGAGAAGAGCCACCAGCAUAUUGUAGAAGAGAGGGAGGCAAAAGAGCGCGCGCGUCAGAGGCGGAAGCACGAGAGGAAACACGUCGACGAGGAUGUUGCGCGUGAGGAAGAAGAGCGGGAAACGAUACGUCAGCGUAUGGAAGAAAGCCUCAGGCGGGGUGAGGAGCGCAAGAGGGCCAGAGAAGCCGAGGCUGCGUGGGACAAUUACUUGAAGAGGUGGAAUGACCUGAAGAACGCCCAACACAUUGCACAAGAGGUGAAACCAAAGGUGCUCGAGCUUAUACCGUGGCCAGUUAUAUCCGGCAAGGCAAAGCACGUCUCAAAGGAGGACAUUGAGCGCUUUUUGAGGGGCUCAAGAGCCUGGAGAGAGGACGCCACUGCAAUGCUCAAGGUUGAACGUGUGCGGUGGCAUCCGGACAAGAUGCAGCAGCGCUUUGGACAACACAUCGAUGUCGAAACGAUGAAGUCAGUCACCGCAACCUUCCAGGUUGUGGAUCGUUUGUGGAAUGAGCGGCGAUGAUGCAAGCCAGUGGUGAGCAUACGCCACCCAUCGCAGCGCAUUGUGUUUUUUGACGAGCUAUCAAUUUCUUUUCUCGAGAUACCCCAUGAAUGAACGACAGAUUUGCUUAAAUCCAA